AUGUCAUCUGAUGAAGCGAACAUAUUUGCAUGCAUAGAGGAGAUGGGUAUCCGUACAUUCUCUCAUGAGGAGAUGUCGUUCAACAUACUUUGCCUCCUGUCCCAGCAAAUGGAGGAUAUCGCUCAUGACUAUCCUUUAAUUGGGAACUUUAAUGGAGGGAUGAUGUCUAUUGACAGCUUUAGGAAUACAUUACUGGAUCGGCGCUUAACACGAAUGGCAAAUGCCAGUAUAAUGCGACGUAUGCACUACGAUGCAUGUACUGCCAUUUCAAUCGAACAAAAAGAUAGCCCUAUAUAUAUGGCGCAUGCAAACAAAACGAUGCCUCGGGCCCAGCACCGGAUUGACUCCCCAUCCAUAAAAUCAUACGAGCAGCUCGAUCACCUAAGAUAUCUGGAAGGCAUGGUUGACUUGGAUAAGAUUGUUGUUGUGACAGGUUAUGGAGAAGUUGGGGCAUUUGGAAAUGCAGCCUUACGCUGGGAGCAAGAGGCGCAUGGUAUGUUCUCGAUGGAAGGCUGCAUUGAGUUGGCAUGGAUGAUGGGACUGAUCAAGAGAUUCAGUGGCGAUCAUCCAGGAACAAGGGGCUACUACAUUGGGUGGGUUGAUGCAAAAACACAGGAGCCAGUGCAUGACAGGGAUGUCAAGGCUAAAUACGAGCCGUAUAUCUUGGAGCACACUGGAAUUCGUGUUGUUGAGCCACAAGUUUGGGGUGAGGAUGCGGUUGAUAUGAAGUCAUUCAUGCGUGAGCUUCAGAUCGAUCAGGACAUGCCUCCGUUUGAGACCAGCGCCGAGGAAGCAGCCCAUUUCAGGCGGGCUAAUGGUGAGAAAGUUGACACAUGGGAAAACCCUGAUGGAACGUGGUCUGUCAGAUUCCUUAAAGGUGCUGUUGUCCAUGUGCUAAAGGCAAUUGAAUAUGGCCCUGCAGUUGCUUCACAAUUACCGACUGGGUGGGAUCCAGCUCGACUUGGAAUACCCAAAGACCUUGCACAGAAUAUGGAUAUAGUAAACCAUUACACGCUUAUUGCUGCGAUGGAGGCCCUCCUUAGAUCAGGGAUAACUGAUCCUUAUGAGCUCUAUCAAUAUUUCCAUGUUUCGAAAGUUGGGCAUGCUGUUGGCUCUUGCUAUGGAGGUACACAGAGCAAUGUCAAUAUGAUACGCAACAGAUAUCUGGAUAAAGGUGUAAGCUCCGAUGUGUUUAUCGAAAGCACUAUCAACAAUAUCAGCGCAUGGCUCAAUAGGCUUCUAUUCUCAGCAUCUGGUCCAUUAAAGCCGACAGUAGGCGCAUGUGCCACUUCGGCAAUUGCACUAGAUCUUGCUGCUGAAUCGAUCAUUCUGGGUAAAGCGGAUGUCAUGAUCGCUGGUGCUGGAGAAGGGUUUGCAAAUGAUACUGCAUAUGAGUUCAAUGUGAUGAGCGCCACAGCAAGUGCCAGUGAUGAGCUAAGAAAGGGGAGAGCCCCACAGGAAAUAUCGAGACCAUGCACAUCUACCAGAUGUGGAUUCACCGAGGGCUAUGGCUCAGGUAUUUCCAUUCUAAUGUCGGCAUCUGCUGCACUUAAAAUCGGGGCACCCAUAUAUGGCAUUUUAGCCAUGUCUGCAACUGCUACAGACAAGUCAACGCGCAAUAAUACCAGCUCCAGGCCAAGGAAUACUGUCGAUAGGGAGGGGAAGCCUUACUCCUUCGGACCAUCAGUUGCUUGACAUUAAUUUCCGGAGGCAGAUGCGCGACCAGCAAUUAGCAGCACUUGAUACUUUGGCUGGCUGUCAUAUGGUUGAAAAGAUGAAAAACAGGAUGAAAUCAGCAUGGGGCAACGACUUUUACAAAAUGGGCAAAUCAAUAUCGCCUCUGCAUGCGGCACUUGCAACAUGGGGUCUUGAUGCAGAUGAUAUUGGGCUAUCG
Linderina pennispora is the source of this 1894-nucleotide messenger RNA. Its product is annotated as thiolase-like protein. Gene Ontology annotation, cellular component: fatty acid synthase complex. Gene Ontology annotation, biological process: long-chain fatty acid biosynthetic process. The coding region runs from base 1 to 1695 and encodes 564 amino acids. Gene Ontology annotation, molecular function: 3-oxoacyl-[acyl-carrier-protein] synthase activity. Lineage: Eukaryota; Fungi; Kickxellomycota; Kickxellomycetes; Kickxellales; Kickxellaceae. The transcript has a single exon. The record is from RefSeq and is a predicted model, not a curated record.